This is a messenger RNA of Exophiala mesophila, 1269 nucleotides long. RefSeq lists its product as uncharacterized. NCBI's taxonomy places the organism in Eukaryota, Fungi, Ascomycota, Eurotiomycetes, Chaetothyriales, Herpotrichiellaceae. The record is from RefSeq and is a predicted model, not a curated record. Gene Ontology annotation, biological process: protein geranylgeranylation. Gene Ontology annotation, molecular function: Rab geranylgeranyltransferase activity. The transcript is spliced from 4 exons. Gene Ontology annotation, cellular component: cytoplasm; Rab-protein geranylgeranyltransferase complex. The coding region runs from base 64 to 1170 and encodes 368 amino acids.
GUCCCAUUUUGAGGGCAACGACCUGCGGCUCACUACUCGUACCCUUCCAAUUGAUGACAGUCUAUGGCCAGUCAUGGCGUGCCGCGGACGGCGGUGCGGGAGGAGCGGACCACUGAAAAUCGGGAGAAAGAGCUCCGAGAAAUCCAACAGUAUCAAGGCCUUGUCGAAGAAGUCAAUGAGAAGGUCGCGGCGAAGGACUUUAGCCCCGAGUUGCUUCAAAAGACGGCAGAGCUGUUGAAGAGAAAUCCAGAAUACUACACAGUAUGGAACCAUCGACGGCGGAUCUUUGUCCAAGAAUUCUCCGAUUUGGACAAGGCAGUCCAAAACGGUGACAAGUCGCCGGAAAAUCGCAUCAGCGAAACGUUGGAUAUCAUUCAGAUGGAUUUGCAAUUUUUGUUUCCGCUUCUCCUCAAAUUUCCCAAGUGCUACUGGAUCUGGAAUCAUCGGCUCUGGCUGUUGGAGCAGUCAAGCCUUCUGCUCCCAUGUACGCAAUCGCGGAAGAUCUGGGAGGAGGAAUUGGGGUUGGUGGGCAAGAUGCUGAGUCGGGAUAGUCGCAAUUUUCAUGGUUGGGGGUAUAGACGGUUGGUGGUACAAAACCUGGAAAGUCAGACACUCCAGGGCCAGAGCAUGGCACGACCAGAGUUCAAUUACACCAAGAAGAUGAUUGGAGCAAACCUGUCGAAUUUUUCUGCAUGGCAUAAUCGGAGCCAGCUCAUCACGAGGAUCCUAGCCGAAGAAGAUGCUACGGAUGAAGAACGGAAGCAAAUGCUCGAUGAAGAGCUGGAAUUAAUUCACAAGGCACUUUGCGACCCAUAUGAUCAAUCGCUAUGGUUCUACCAUCAAAACUUGAUGUGCACCUUCGAUGGGGACCGGGCACCAAACAGCAUGGCACCACAGUUGACAGAUGAGCAGCGAAGAGACUACCUGAAAGGAGAGCAAGAAUAUAUCGAGGAGAUCUUGGAAGAUGCGGAUGAUUGCAAAUGGGCAUAUUUGGCACUCAUUGAUAUCGCUUUGAUGGCGAAAAAGCUAAAGAAGAAUCCAGACGGAGACGAAGAUGAAAAUGAUAGCAGCCAGGUUCUAGAGUGGCUCCAAGCGGUGAAAAAGUUGGAUCCGCUGAGAGCAGGUCGAUGGGAUGACCUGGAACGAAACCUGGUCCAGAACAGAGGAUAGGGGGCUUUAAGCCUGGUUAGAAUAUGGCCGAUCAGAUAUAAUUUACGGCGAGCGUGUGGCCAGAUUGAGGUCAAUUGUUACUCAAGAAGUUGAAGGCGC